GCUGCUGCGCUGUAGUCGACCAUCAUAAAGGCGUCUCCAUUGCCUUUUCAUUGUCCAUCUGCGACUAGAGCUCGUCAACGGCUGGACCAAAAAAUCCCUUCUUCAAUUCGUUCGCCUCCUUGCCCUUGGCGUGGAUGCUGAUCAUCUACCAAAAUGUUGCUGAAAAGUCUCCUGCUCGGGGCGUCCUUGCCCAUGGCCGCAGUUCAGGCUGCCGGCUUCAACUGCGCAUCCUUCUGGCCAUCCCUCAAACCUGGAGAGUCUGGCACUGUUAACGCAAACUGUCACAUGUACCCAGGCUACCCGCAGACUAUAGGUACGACUAAGGUGACGGUGGUGUAUACCGAUAAGUGGCAGGGCAGUGUCGGCAUUAUCGACGACCACCUCAAUGAAGCAAUUGUCCGGAGCAUCGCCAUCUACGGUACCUUGACCACGCCGCCCGACAUAGUCAUUAUUCUCGGAGCUAGCAACCAUGCCGGAAACGAAGCGCUUAGAACCAUCAUGCCCGAGCCUCACGGUCCAUGCCAGAUCCGAACAUUCAGGUGGUGGGCAGCCAACCCAGGCAGCGAGAUGACGCCUGUGGACAUGCAAGGUGUUGCCCAAGAGAUAUAUCAAUGCGUCCAAAGAUCAGUGCUUGGAUAUGGACCGAGACAUACACCGACUGAUUGGGUGUUGGACGCCUCGGCCGACUACUUCAGCAAUGUCGUCUUUCCUAACGCCAACGCCGAGGUGCACACUGAGACAACCUACCAGCCUGACGUGCCUAUCUGGAAGCAGAAGAGAUACGUCCCCUCCCUGUGGUUUCAGUCGCUUGAGUGGGCUUGGGGAAUUGUCCACCUGCACGAGUUUGUUAUGUCGACGACCUUCAAGGCCAGCGACGACGAGGAGCGAGCCCGACUAAGCGCCAUUCCCAGAUUCAGCGACAAAUUCUUUCUUUUCGCGCUCCAAUUCUCUUUCAAUCGCAUCUACGACACAAAUGACAAAAAAGAUGUGGUCCAGAACCCGCCUAAAUAUGCCAAGGCGGUUUGGUCCAUGAACAACGAUAAGACCAAGGGAACGGUAGAGUUAAAGACGGUCCCCUUCACCAUGUCUGGCUUCGAGUUGCAGCUCGACGCCGGGCAGAAGGUCAAGAUCUACUCCUCGGCCACGGAGAAGCAACGAAUAGCAUGGCUUCGAAAAGGUGAAGAGUUCUGGAAAUACGUCCCCAUUAGUGAUUCUAGCGACGGCUCCGAAGGUAUAUUGAAAAUCCCAUGUGCUAGCGGCCCUCAGAGUAUUCGAAUACUAUUCAUCUCAACCGAGAACAAGGCCUCUGAUAAAACGAAAAUUCACUAUAUCCAGCAGUAUAAGGAUGGCAAUUGCUGCAAAAAGAGCCCGAAAAAGGGGCACUCGGCCAAGUGCCCAGCAAACUCCGCGUCCACCGCUACUAGUUCAGCUCCGAAACCUACCGCUUCAUCCCCCGGCUCCGGUUCUCGUUCCUGCUCUGGAUCCAGCAUCCCUAUGGACCCCUGCUUGAUCGGCCACUCGUGGAGCCUCGAUAUUCCCAGCACACGCAAGCUCAUGAAGAAGCAACUCUUCAAGUUGCCCAGCAUAACCGUCACCAGCGUUGAAGUAUCCGGUGCUAGCAGUCUUGAUUUCGACAAGAAGAGCGUCAAUUUUGCAUACAAAGGACUCAAGACAUCAGUUGGCGUGAAGGCAGAAGGCCUUAAGGCUCCGAUCAGCGUCACCGUUGAUGGAAAGGCCUCAGGUCGGUUCUUUAUCAAGUCCGGAGGGAGUGGCUCGGGAACUGCUUGUCUUGCCUACACUUCAGGGAAGGGCACGGCCAAGGCGGUACUGCCCAUUUUCGGGGAUAAGACCUUUGAUCUGGCUCCAGGAGGAGGAUAUCUCGAAAAUAUGGAGAUCGACUAUACUUGCAGUGACGGCAAAGUGACUAUUGCGAGGUCUAGAGGGGAGAGUUCCCUCACAAGCGGAGGUCCUGGCUGGGGUCCGUUCUCAUACAAUGCUUCGUAGUGAUUUAGCUACAUAUGAGCCGACUGUUUAUUCA
This is a messenger RNA of Ilyonectria robusta, 2038 nucleotides long. RefSeq lists its product as uncharacterized. Lineage: Eukaryota; Fungi; Ascomycota; Sordariomycetes; Hypocreales; Nectriaceae. The record is from RefSeq and is a predicted model, not a curated record. Bases 154 to 2004 code for a protein of 616 amino acids. The transcript has a single exon.